CACGAACACGUGUCCCGACUUCGGAAUUAUAAACAUUCGCCGAGUGGAACAUAUACGUAAAUGUGUUCGAACUUAAGUUGGUAUAAAAAUAAGUGUGUGAACAAUGAGUCAAGUUAUUUAAGCUAGAGAUAUUAUGAUUAUUUUGCAUUGAUUUUAGUUAAUGGUGUUAUUUAGUGAUCUUAAUGGAGGAUUAAAUGAGAAAUGAAAUGGCGAAGUUGUUGUGUUUGUAUGGAUGUCGUGCGGAGUGCCGGCGCGUUGCUGUGCGGCUGGCUGUGGCUCUGCUGGUGCUGAGCACCGCACAUGCUGUGGACAUGGAGGAGUUUAUCAGUGACUUGGAUCUACCAGUGCCCACUGUGCACGUACAGGGCGUAGUGGGCAAGAAAGCUUCCCUACCGUGCGAUACGCAGCCACUCUCCUCGGAAGACCAGGUCGCCAUGGUGCUAUGGUUCAAGGAAUCUGAUGGGGAACCACUCUACAGCUACGACGUGCGAGGACGGGCACUUACGCAGCCCAAGCUGUGGUCGUCGCCGUCCGGCUUCGGGGCGCGCGCCUUCUUCCGUGCGGCCGCUGUCCCUGCAACACUGCUGCUGGAUAACGUGUUCACCAGCGACGCCGGCGUCUACCGCUGCAGGGUGGACUUUACGAAUUCGCCCACUAGAAACUUAAGGCUUAAUUUUACUGUUAUCACACCGCCGGAACGCCCGGUCAUCAUCGACGCUAAGACCAGAGACCAGACGCGUCUCCUGGAGCCCUACGACGAGGGGGACACGCUGGAGCUAAUCUGUGAAGUGCGCGGAGGUGAUCCGAAGCCACGUUUGACUUGGUACUUGGAGAACACAGUGAUCGACGACUCGUACGAGCUUCAGAGAGACGGCGUGACUAUGAACACGCUGACCUUUCCCAGCAUCGGCCGACAGCACCUGAACGCGCGGCUCAUCUGUCAGGCCUCCAACACCAAUCUAGCUCCGCCGCAGACAAAGCUGCUCAUCUUGGAGAUCAAUUUAAGGCCUUUGACGGUGCAAAUCCUGAACAAGAGCCAACAGCUAUCAGCGGACAGGAGCUACGAGGUGGAGUGCAAGGCGACCGGCUCGCGGCCCGCAGCCCAAGUCACCUGGUGGAAAGGAACGCGCCAGCUCAGGAGAAAGUCUAAAACGUUCUCCGACACGAACGCGACGUUGAGCGUGCUGACUUUUACCCCGGAGGCGGAGGACCACGAGCGCAGCCUGGUCUGCCGCGCUGAGAACCCGCGCCUCUCCGCCGCACUGCUCGAAGACUCUUGGAAGCUUAAUGUUCAUUAUGUACCGAUAGUGACAUUGAAAAUGGGUUCGACUCUAAAUCCUGGCCACAUUAAGGAGGGUGAAGAUGUUUAUUUUGAAUGCAACAUAAAGGCAAAUCCUAAAGCGACAAGACUAUCGUGGUUCAAGGGGGCGCGCGAGAUCGUGCAGAAUGCGAGUACCGGGGUUAUCUUUAGCGACCAGAGCCUCGUGCUGCAGCGCGUCGAUCGCUCGUCCAGUGGCGAGUACAGCUGCCUCGCGCACAACGCUGAGGGCAGCGCCACCAGCAACUCUGUCACGCUGCAAGUCAGAUACGCGCCACUAUGCAAGCAACAGCAGCAGCCGCAGAGCGGAGUGUGGGGCGCGCUGCGGCAGGAGACUGUGGAGCUGACGUGCGCGGUGGACGCCAGCCCGCAGCCCACUGCCUUCGUCUGGACAGUCGACAGUUCCGGCGGACAUACUGAACUGCAGCCCAGCCUGUACACUAUGUACAACUACACGUCCGUACUGCGGUAUACACCGCUGUCGAACAUGGAUUACGGAACUAUUUCAUGCUUCGCGGUGAAUGCGGCCGGCCGGCAGGAGACGCCUUGUGUCUACAAGAUUGUUCCCGCAGAUCGUCCGUCCACGCUGCAGAACUGUUCUAUUGUGAACCAGAGCUCAGAAAGUCUGUCUGUCGAAUGCACGGAGGGCUUUGACGGAGGAUUGCCGCAGACAUUCUACAUGGAAGUGCUAGAGUUACCUUCACUUAUGGUCCGCGCUAACGUGACGUCAAACUUCACGCCGAGUUUCGAAGUGCUGGGGGUAGACAGUAGAGUGAGCUACAUACUGAACUUGUACUCUGCUAACGCCAAGGGGAGGAGCGAAAUAGUCACUUUGUACACGAUCGCGUUACGAUCUCCGGAUAAGUACACUGGCGGCAGUGGCGGGCUGUCGCUCUCGCCGCUGCUGGUGGCGCUGCUGGCGGCGGCGGCGCUGCUGAGUGCGGCGGUGUGCGCUGUCAUCGCCGCGUUGUACCGCCGGCACGCCGCACGACACCGCAAGCAUCCACCGUCCACCAAUGCUUUAUAUUCGGAAGACAGCGUGGACUCGUUCCCGCGACGAGAUAAGAGCGAUGACGUCACGUAUUCAGCGUCGCCCAAGAUCGACUACAGCAGCCAGUACGAGCUGAAGAUGGAGGGCGACGUCGAAGAGACCGACCCCGAUAUCAUACCAUUUCACUAUGAUAAAAAACCUACGGAAGUGUACAGUAAAUCAUCAUUUCAAGAAAAUGAACCGAGAAGAAUAUACAGCGAGCAAUCGUUAUUUAGUACUAAUAUAGCGCUGGUGAACCGCGGUGUGACGGCGCGCAGCGCGGACAUCGCCGCGGCGGCGGCGCGGUUGCGACCUGAGGUCGUCACGUCGUCGCGCAGGGUGAAGGAGAGUUGCAUCUAACUGUUAUGUAUCUGUUGUUGUUAAAAGAUAUUCAUUUCAGCGAAACCAAAGGAAAUUAAAUUUAAAUAAGACUGAUUGUAGAUUUAUUUGGU
This is a messenger RNA of Papilio machaon (common yellow swallowtail), 2800 nucleotides long. RefSeq names its product nephrin. The record is from RefSeq and is a predicted model, not a curated record. Gene Ontology annotation, molecular function: protein binding. The transcript is spliced from 17 exons. Lineage: Eukaryota; Metazoa; Arthropoda; Insecta; Lepidoptera; Papilionidae. The coding region runs from base 195 to 2708 and encodes 837 amino acids.